Molecule: messenger RNA, 2026 nt
Organism: Exophiala viscosa
Lineage: Eukaryota; Fungi; Ascomycota; Eurotiomycetes; Chaetothyriales; Herpotrichiellaceae
Product: signal recognition particle protein SRP54
Exons: 1
Coding region: 186-1745 (519 amino acids)
Biological process (GO): SRP-dependent cotranslational protein targeting to membrane, translocation; SRP-dependent cotranslational protein targeting to membrane
Cellular component (GO): signal recognition particle, endoplasmic reticulum targeting; cytosol
Molecular function (GO): ATP hydrolysis activity; endoplasmic reticulum signal sequence receptor activity; 7S RNA binding
Source: RefSeq, a predicted model, not a curated record
GAAAAACUUCGGCAGGCCUAGUGACUGCGGAUUGCUUGACACUUCCGAUCCCCGCCUGGAAACUGCGACUCCUCCACAAGAUAAUGCCACUCUAACCAUCACCCACGUCGUCCUUAUAUUGAACUCAUACUGCGCACCACCAAGCACAUCCGAGUUGUCUGCGAGACGACCAGGAAUUCUGCAAUAUGGUUCUCUCCGAUUUGGGUCGGCGGAUCAACGCCGCAGUCUCAAACCUCAACCGCGAACCUAAUCUCGAUGAGAAAGCCUUUGAGUCUAUGGUCAAGGAGAUCUGCUCGGCCUUAUUAUCAGCAGACGUCAACGUCCGAUUAGUCAAGAACCUGCGGAAAUCCAUACAUAGCGCCGUCAACUUCAAAGAUCUACCACCUCACACGAGCUCGAAUACUAAGAAGCGACUCAUUCAACAGGCCGUCUUUGAUCACCUUGUUCAGCUGGUAGAUCCUCACGCCGAGCCCUACAAGCCCAAGAAAGGAAGAUCCAAUGUUAUCAUGUUUGUCGGUCUUCAAGGUGCCGGAAAAACAACGACAUGUACAAAAUUGGCAAGGCAUUACGCACAACGAGGAUUCAAAGCAUGUCUGGUCUGCGCCGAUACUUUUCGUGCGGGCGCAUACGAUCAGUUGAAGCAGAAUGCCACGAAGGCGAAAAUACCUUACUACGGCUCCCUCACGCAGACGGACCCCGCGGUUGUCGCAGCGGAGGGUGUUGCUCGUUUCAAGAAAGAAAAGUUCGAAAUCAUCAUCGUUGAUACCUCAGGUCGUCACCAGCAGGAAGCAGACCUAUUCGCGGAAAUGGUGCAGGUUCAAAAUGCUAUAAAGCCAGAUCAGACCAUCAUGGUGCUAGACGGCACGAUCGGUCAAGCAGCGGAAUCACAGUCAGCAGCCUUCAAACAGACGGCAGAUUUCGGAGCCAUUAUUAUCACAAAAACUGAUGGUGGAGCGGCUGGAGGUGGUGCUAUAUCAGCCGUCGCAGCAACACAUACCCCCAUUAUCUUUCUGGGUACCGGCGAGCAUAUGAUGGACCUGGAACGAUUUGCUCCAAAGCCGUUUAUCUCGAAAUUGCUCGGAUACGGUGACAUGACCGGGCUGAUUGAACAGAUUCAGACGAUAACGAGAGAAUCGGCAGGAAUGAAGGAGACGCAAAAACACUUGGCCGAGGGUAUUUUCACGCUGCGAGAUAUGAAAGAGCAGAUACAGAACAUUAUGAAACUUGGCCCCGUAUCGAAAUUGGGCGCCAUGAUUCCCGGAUUGGGCAACAUGAUGCAAGGAAUGUCGGACGAAGACGGAAAUGAGAAGUUGAAGCGGAUGAUCUAUAUUUUCGACAGUAUGACCGCCAAAGAGCUGGACUCUGACGGCAAAAUCUUGGUCUCGCAACCGACCAGGCUGACACGAAUAGCCUGUGGCUCUGGCACAAGCGUGCGCGACGUUGAGGAAGUCCUCACACAACAUAGAGUGAUGUCUGGACUUGCCAAGAAUAUGGGAGCUCAGCGCAAGAACAUGCAGAGGGCACAGUCCAUGAUGCAGGGAGGAAACAAACAACAACAGAUGGCUGCCAUGCAGAAACGAAUGCAGUCGAUGGGUGGAAUGGGCCGAGGAAUGCCCGGUGGAGGGGAUAUGGGCAAGAUGAUGGAGAUGUUGCAGUCGAUGGGAGGUGGGAACAUGAUGAGCCAGAUGGGCAACAUGUUUGGUGGAGGUGCGGGCGCGGGUGGAGGACGAGGACGCGGAAGAUGAUAGAGAUGAUAUCGUUACCAGUACCAAAUGCGAUACCCCUUCUACGCUAAUGUCUGGAAGAAUGCAUGCGUGUUUCAUUGUGAGCAUGUUCCAGAGCAACAGAGGCUGAUCCGAUAGCCACCAAUUCGCCACCGAGUCCUGUUGUGUUGGGGAUGUACGUCUCAGACAUGUACUCAGCACAGUGCUUAUUCGACUGCAGUCGGAAGUUGCGGGAAACACCCCUGGUUUGGACUUCGACCUGUUACUGACUGAGGAUACACGGGUGAUAUUGUCAUUUGGCG